GGGGACGCUGGGAAGAUGGCGGCGGGAGCGUCGGUUUCGGGACCGACGGCGGCAGGGGCCGACUUUGCCUGUGCGGAUUUCUGCGACUUGCGGGAGAUCAAGAAGCAGCUGCUGGAUGUGGCGGAACGGAGCCGGGAACGCGGCCUUCAGCAUAGUGGGAAAUGGGCCUCAGAACUGGCCUUUGCCUUGGACCCUCUACCCUUGAAUGAACUGCCACCUGUUCCUGAACUUACAGAGGAAGAUGCCUGUGAUUUGGAUGCUUAUACUCUUGCAAAAUCUUACUUUGAUCUAAAAGAAUACGACAGAGCAGCCUACUUUCUAAGAAACUGCAAGAGCCCCAAAGCCUAUUUUUUGUAUAUGUACUCCAGAUACCUGUCUGGUGAGAAAAAGAAAGAUGAUGAGACAGUGGAUAGUCUAGGUCCCUUAGAGAAGGGACAGGUGAAGAAUGAAGUUCUGAGAGAAUUAAGAGUGGAACUUAGCAAGAAGCAUAAAGCCCGAGAAUUGGAUGGAUUUGGACUUUAUCUGUAUGGAGUUGUAUUGCGAAAACUGGAUCUAGUGAAAGAAGCUAUUGAUGUGUUUGUUGAAGCAACCCAUAUCCUGCCAUUGCAUUGGGGAGCCUGGCUGGAGCUUUGUAACUUGAUCACAGACAAAGAGACGCUGAAGUUCCUGUCCUUGCCAGAUACCUGGAUGAAGGAGUUCUUCCUGGCACACAUAUACACAGAGCUGCAACUGAUAGAGGAGGCCUUGCAGAAAUACCAGAGUCUCAUAGAUGUUGGGUUUUCCAAGAGCACCUACAUAAUCUCCCAGAUUGCAGUGGCCUAUCAUAACAUUCGAGAUAUUGACAAAGCAUUAUCCAUCUUUAAUGAAUUAAGAAAACAAGACCCUUUCAGAAUAGAAAAUAUGGAUACCUUCUCCAACUUGCUUUAUGUCAGAGGUAUGAAGCCCGAAUUGAGUUAUUUGGCCCAUAACCUAUGUGAGAUUGACAAGUAUCGGGUAGAAACUUGCUGUGUAAUUGGGAAUUACUACAGUUUGCGUUCCCAGCAUGAGAAAGCAGCACUCUAUUUUCAGCGAGCACUGAAGCUGAAUCCUCGGUAUCUUGGAGCAUGGACCCUGAUGGGGCAUGAAUACAUGGAGAUGAAAAAUACAUCAGCAGCUAUUCAGGCAUAUAGACAUGCCAUUGAAGUGAAUAAAAGAGACUACAGAGCAUGGUAUGGACUGGGGCAAACAUAUGAAAUUCUCAAGAUGCCAUUUUACUGUCUUUAUUAUUACCGACGAGCCCAUCAACUCAGACCCAACGAUUCCCGUAUGCUUGUUGCUCUUGGAGAAUGUUAUGAAAAAUUAAAUCAGCUAGUAGAAGCCAAAAAGUGUUACUGGAGAGCAUAUGCUGUAGGGGAUGUGGAAAAAAUGGCACUGGUGAAGCUAGCAAAGCUUCAUGAGCAGCUGAAUGAAUCGGAACAAGCUGCCCAGUGCUAUAUCAAAUACAUCCAAGAUAUCUAUUCUUGUGGGGAAAUAGGGGAGAACUUGGAAUUAAGCACCGCCUUCCGCUACUUGGCUCAGUAUUACUUCAAGUGUAAGCUCUGGGAUGAAGCCUCAGUCUGUGCUCAGAAAUGCUGCGCCUUCAAUGAUACAAGAGAAGAAGGGAAGGCUCUUUUGCGACAAAUCUUACAGUUACGAAAUCAGGGGGAGACACCAACUACAGAGACGGCAGCCACACCUUUCCUACUUCCUUCUUCACUCUCUGCCAGCAACACUCCAACCCGCCGAGUGUCCCCACUGAAUUUAUCUAAUAUUACACCUUGAACUGAACUACCUUUCUGUGCUGGCUCAGUUGAGAGGACACUCCUGUUGUAAACUGGGUCUUUCUCUUGAAUACUGCCAUUCUAGGAAGGCUUGUGUGUUCGGUUUGAGUGGCUACAUCAAGUUGCUGAGGAUGACUGUCUUAUUGUAUUGUAACCAUGAAAUGGUAAUAGCUCAGACAGUGCAGUGAGUUGAAUUCACUGUACAUCCCAGUCUUCUUACAAGUCUGGCACCUGUGAGGGAGAGAGAACCUCUCUUUAUACUGGCCGUGGAGUUGCUUUCUGUCCCUUCAUCACACUCCUUUCUGAGGAUGUCGUAAUAAGAUGCAAGUUAUCCGUUUACCAGAUUUGCAUCAUAUUUGAAACCGCUAUCACAUUUAUUUGAAAUUGAAAAGGAGUGUCUGUGAGCACCUGACUUUGUUUUUUUAUUAUGUGACUAAUAAAAGCUUAUCUUAAAAGAUAGCAACGAGACAGAGAAUGUGGAUGGAAAAGCGAACAGGUCACAGCUAAUUCAAUGCCAGGCUGAAACUGGAAACAUAAAGUGAUGGGUAUAUUUUAUGCCAGCAGUGCAGUGUUGCUGCUUUCCCACAUAGGCUCUAGAAAUUGUAGACUAUUAUUUAGUUAAUCUUUUGUUGAUCAAGAACCGGAGGAAAUUACUUGAGAGCAAACCUGUUUGUUUCUUUUGACUAUCAUCUUGUAAAUGCUUAAACAAAGACUAUGUUAUUAUAGCUUAAUGAUUGUAAUCAGUCUUUAAAUGUCAAGACUGUUAGAAUUCAGGAAUCAUAAAACAAUUUUGUGUGUUUUAAGAAUCAUUACCGUGUUUUAUCAGUAUAUUUUCAAGAAAUCAGAUUUAUGGCUUCUGACAUGUUUCAGAGAUGUUGAGACUUCAGUACUCAUAUUUAGUUUAAUCUUCCUUCUUCUCAAGGAAACUCAAGUGUGGAAAGCAGCCUUCCAAAUUUAUAGCAGAUAAGAUAUAUAGUCAGUUCAGGCAGUUGCUUGGAUCAUCUUAUUAUAAAAUAAUUCUUAUAAAGUAAAAGGAAUCUAGCUAUCCUAUACUUCUAACUGUAAAAUAAUCCAACCCACAGUUGUACUGUAUGGUAGUCAUUACAUUUGGUGCCCCGUUAUAUUAGAAACUGAAGCAAGACUGCAACAAAGCAAGACUGCUACCCUUUGAAUAGUAGAUCUAUUUUUUCCACCUUAAAAUCAAUAAAUUUGUGCACAAGGAGGUUCCUGCAAAACAGAA
Molecule: messenger RNA, 3039 nt
Organism: Thamnophis sirtalis
Lineage: Eukaryota; Metazoa; Chordata; Lepidosauria; Squamata; Natricidae
Gene: CDC23
Product: cell division cycle 23
Biological process (GO): positive regulation of mitotic metaphase/anaphase transition; cell division; protein ubiquitination
Cellular component (GO): anaphase-promoting complex
Molecular function (GO): protein binding
Source: RefSeq, a predicted model, not a curated record